GCCUGAAAGUGGACAUUAGACAAGACUCAGAUACACUGACGGACAGAGACCCAAAGCCCUGAUUCAGCCUCCUACAUCCAGCCUCCACCAUUCAGUCAUUCUCUCAGACCGAACAAGCCGGGAGUCGAGAAUGUCGCGAGGCAGUUUUGUCUUCAGCCCCACGGCCCUGCGCUCCCUCCAGCUAGACGAGGACAUGCUGGAGAGGCACCGGUACAGGAAGCAGUUGGCCACACAUCAGUUGAACGGAUACCUGCUGAAGAAGGAGGCCCGCGAGCGGGUCACCCGCACCCUGGUUACUGCCACGGCUCCGGCUGUGUGCCACGACCUGGUCAUCCAGAAUGCUCUGUAUACAGGGGACAAGGAAGCUGUGCAGCGCGUAUUCCCUAAAGGAGCCAGAACCAACCUCAUCAUCGAACCACAAGGAGGGGAUAUGCGCUGGGUGGCCCGGGGGGGAGGGCUGUGGUCGUUGACCUACGAGCAGGAGCUGACCACCCCGCUGCACAUCACGGCCGGGCGGGGCUUCACCGAAUGCCUGCGGCACCUGCUGCUGAGAGGGGCCAGCGUGGACCUGUCCCCCGGGGGAAGCAGCGCCCUCCACGAGGCCUGUCACAGCUGCCAGCCCGAGUGUGUCAAGUUGCUGCUGUCCUACGGAGCCAACGCCAACGCGCUGAGCGAGGACGGGCUCCUGCCAUUGCACAUGUGCACCAGCCCCGAGUCCAUUGAGUGUGCCAAAUACCUCCUCCAGUUCGGUGCUGCUAUCAAUGGGCGGAGCCUAGAUGAGGAUGACACGCCCUUACACGUGGCGGCCAGGAACGGCCUGCUGGGACACACGGAGCUGUAUCUGCGCUACGGCGCGGCGCUGGAUAAGAAGAACGACGAGGGCAAGACGCCGCUGAACUCGGCGUGCUCUCACCCCCAGGAGCUGCAGGACCUGGAGCGUUACCUCCGGGUGUGCCGCCUGCUGCUGGAGGCCGGGGCCGACCUCCACGCCGUGGACCAGGACAAGCAGUCUCCACUCCACAUGGCCUGUAAGAUCGUCAACCCGGAGGUGGUGGACCUGCUGCUGGCCCGCGGCGCCUGCGUCAACGAAAUGGACUACGGGGGGCAAGCUCCCAUGCACAACAUCCUCAAGGUGGUGUGCUACAAGCUCUCCCACAAGCCAGAGAGGGUGGUGCGCUCGCUGCUCAAUCACGGAUCCAUACGGGUGUGGCCGGGAGCCUUGCCCAAGGUUUUAAAGUACUGUUGUGGCUCCCCACGUACCAUAGAGGCGCUCAUAAACGCAUACACCCGCAUCAAAGUGACAGAUGACUGGGUGGAGGCUGUUCCCCCUGAGGUUUUUAAGGAGCACCAGGAGUUCUAUGAGUCUUUGUUUUCCUUGUCAGAGAGCCCUCGCUCCCUUCAGCACCUGGCACGCUGGAAGCUGAGGAACUUCCUUGAUGGUCGUUUGACUGAGGUGGUCCCUAAACUAAACCUUCCCACCUUUCUCAACAACUACCUGCUUUUGGAGUCCAGGGACUAUGUCCACUGAGAAAGACACCCCAUGAUAAACUACAUCAGAGAUUAGCUCACUGCUUGUUUUGUACGGAACUGGUUAUUUUCACCUCUGUCUACCUGGAUGCUAAUUGUUUAAUUGAUUAGAGAGAUCGGGGCUAUUUUGAAGAUAACAGCGUUCAAUUUCAUGGAAGUUCAUUUUCAACAAAGAAAUGUAUAACCAAUUUGUACCACAGGGGGGUGCUGUGGUCUUAAAUUAAGUUAACUGGUACAAAUUACCAGUUAACUGCAUUUUCCCAGAUGAUUGAAUUUUGGGAUGCUUGUCAUUUUGUAUUUAUUAAGAAGAAAAACGCACCUUUAAUGCCAUCGUAACUUUUAUGUGCAUUAUGUGCAGGUGGUUCGGUUCAAUAGUAAUAGGCCAAACAGCCUAAACUAAAGCAAUUUUUAUAGUUUCCACUAUCUUGGUAAGAGACUUGGAAAGACGGAAAUCUUAUGCAAAACGUUUAAGACUAAACUUCUUAAAUAUCUAUUUGUAUCAUUAUAAAUUGAUUUACAUUUUCAAAAAGUUGUGUUUUCAUUUUCCAAUAGGCUUUGGAUGAAAAGACAACAAUAUUCCUGGAAAUUCCUUCCAUUUGGCACAAAUUUUUCCCAGCCUCCAUUCCUAUUGUUUUGAUUGAAUGUACUUUUUGGGGGCUCUUUAGUUUGAGUAGUAAUACACCUAUCAAUACAAUUGUAAAUAAUUGCAUUUAUAUAGUAUAUUGAUUGUCAAUGCGUUAAAUAAUUCUAUUAAAGAUCAAACGAGAA
This is a messenger RNA of Osmerus eperlanus (European smelt), 2295 nucleotides long. RefSeq names its product ankyrin repeat and SOCS box containing 10 (gene asb10). Gene Ontology annotation, molecular function: protein binding. The record is from RefSeq and is a predicted model, not a curated record. NCBI's taxonomy places the organism in Eukaryota, Metazoa, Chordata, Actinopteri, Osmeriformes, Osmeridae. Gene Ontology annotation, biological process: intracellular signal transduction. Bases 131 to 1528 code for a protein of 465 amino acids. The transcript is spliced from 5 exons.